Molecule: messenger RNA, 228 nt
Organism: Fusarium verticillioides 7600
Lineage: Eukaryota; Fungi; Ascomycota; Sordariomycetes; Hypocreales; Nectriaceae
Exons: 1
Coding region: 1-228 (75 amino acids)
Molecular function (GO): hydrolase activity
Source: RefSeq, a predicted model, not a curated record
AUGUCGACAGAAACAGCAGCGCCAGCACGCAUGGUAGAUGCUGCGGGUAUGCCGCCUUUGUAUAUCGAGGUGGGCGAGUUGGAUCUCUUCCGAAGCGAGUCGAUUGGGCUUGCCACCAAGUUCUACAAGUCGGGUAUCAGUGCAGAGCUCCAUGUGUAUCCAGGAUGUCUCCAUGGAUUUGACAUCUUUCCCCUCGAGAGAAACUGGCGUCUGCAUGAGGGCGUUUGA